AUGCAACACUACUCCAGAUCCGACUUCCUGGAAACCGGGAGCUUGACUCGCUCGCGCAGUACCAGUCUUUCCAGUGACUCGCAACACCCCCGAGUCAAUCUCAUGUCGCCGCCGUCCGUCCGCCCCCCGCCUGCUUUUAUUUCUUUCUCCGCGGCCUCGGAGAUCAUCACAUCCGAUCAAGAAUACAAUACCGCCGACUUUGCAGAAGAUGAAAAUACGGGGGCUGCGGCCAGUGCCCUGGUAACCCCAGCAGCAUUGUCUCUCUUGAACGGUUUCCUCGAUAAUUUGUUAUUUAAUAUUCUUGCGGCCUCGAAAUCCACCCAGCUGGCUUGCAUUCGACCGGUUUUGGCGGACGUUCUAAAGCCCCGCCUCGCACAAGAGGUGGUGACCACCGCAGAUGAAGAAUUGGGCGAAUACAUGGGCGGCGAGGAAAAUGAGGAAUCAGAAUUUCGGGGAGGUCAAGAACCCGGUGGGGACUUUGAUCUCGUUCGCUCGUGGAAGCUGACUCGUCUACGAUGCAUGGUUUACACCAGACUCGGCGACAUGGAAGAGGAGGAUGAGGACGAGUUUAUCGCACAGGAGGGCCUCGGGGAGUCCGAUGGUGCCCCCCGCCGAUUCUCAAGUCAUGUCGACAAUAUCACCCCCGCAGCAGCGAUUUUCUUAACUUCCAUUAUUGAACACAUCGGCGAGCAAGCGCUCAUCAUUGCGGGCGAGACCGCACGAUCAAGGUUAUCUACCAAGCUGAAUGAUACUGAAAGUCAAUUCUCGGACGAUAUGGAAGACCACCGCAAGCGAAUUGAGCAGUUGGUCGUGGAAGAUCUCGACAUGGAGAAGUUGGCGUUGAACGCGACACUGGGUCGCCUAUGGCGUACCUGGAGAAAGCGCAGACGCAACACCACCCUUUCACGAACAUUGUCUCGCGAGUCUUUCAGACGCCGCACCUUUUCACAUACGUUGGCCAACAGCCGCAAGAGCAGCAUUGUGACUAUCGAGGAGCCGGUGACCCCGGAAGAGCCUGUUCCUGAGGAUAUUACCGCGGCAAUCGAUCCCAUUACGGUCCCUUUGCCUAUGAGCGAUUAUGAUGUCGAGGAGAUCGAGGUCCCUGGGUACAACCCAGACAUGGAGAUCGAAGUGGUGCAGACAAUGCAGGCGGUUGUUGCUCAUAAGGUGCGACCGCGCAGUUUGAUGGUGGUCCCCUCGCCAUCGCUGGUGGCAAGGUCGGGCAACUCUCCUCUGAGCGCAUCAGCAGUUGAGAGCCCUCUACUUCGCCAUGCUCGCUCUAGAUCAUUGCCAAACCAUAAGUCCAAUUGCCCUCCAGAGCGACAGGGUGACGAGGUCGAGGAGGCAGACGCAGUCUCCCCAGGUGAAGCAUCACCCAAGUCUGCUAGGUCUUCUCGGUCAUCUUCAAAGGAGAAGCUGGAGACCAUGUACGAGGAUGAUGAAUCGGCCGAGUUCGUGGAUGCGUCAGAGUCUACUAUGGGCAUCGCAGUCACCACCGAAAAUGAGGAGUCCAGAGCAGCAGCGGAAUUGUCCGACAAGGAGUGCAUGUCUGUCGUACAGGAGGAGGAAGAGGAGGAUGCGCCGGCUGUUGGUGUAACGAUCGCAUCAUUGCGAUCACGUCUGCACGAGGACGAAGGGACGGAACAGUCUGACGAUAACCGUGUUUCGGUCUCGUCGCUGAAUGGUGGAGCCCCAGAGGAUCCGGAGAUUAUCGAAGGACAGGGGAUGCGCGAGAAGCCUACUCUGACGUCGACAAUCCAAAGACCGAAGAGAAAGCAAAGUAGGGAUGUUUCUCAGUCUUAUGCAAAGCCGAUCAUUGCAGAAACUAGUGACCCUGAUCUUCCAUCUACCGAAUCUACGCAAGGGGUGGCGCCCGCACUGGCUCUACCGGCCGACGCCACCAUCGAGGCUAUCAAUUCUCCUAGUGAUGUCGAUGCUACCGAGGGCGAUCACAAUAAAUCAGACAUGAAAUCCGUGUCUGAAAAGGCCCCUUCGAACGAAGCGGUUGUUUCUGAGAAAUCUUCCGAGAGCCCGUUGGAGCUUGCUACUAUUACCGAGACAUUCCCUCUUCCUGGCUCUGACCCUAGUGCUGCUGAAUUCGCUGUCGCUGAAGAAUUUACUGGACCUGAGGCUGUUACCCCAGAUCUUGCUGCAUCAUCGGAGAUUUCUCGACCGCAUUCAACUUCGGGAGAUAGUGAACGUUCCUCACAAUCACGCACCCGCCGCAGGCCUACCCCAUUAGUGGUGACCUCUAGCAACCGUAGCUCUCCAACUCUGGAACAGCGAGCUGCUGUGCAGCGCAUGUCUGGCCGUCCCACUACAUCGAUCUCCUCAUCUGUCCUAAGCAAGCCUCGCCGCUCAGAGAGCUUUAACAGCACUCGCGAAAAGCGCCCGGUCACUGCUGGUUCCACGACCUCUCAAGUUUCAAACAAACUAAAGGGCCUUAUGAACCGCCCACCAGGCGAGUCCCCGUCCCUCCGGCUCCGUAGCUCGUCUGAUACGAGCCGGGCGUCUGUUAGCGGAGACUCCCUCGACAACGACACCACCGACCUGGACAAAUUGAUCAACAGCGAUGAGACCAUUCAUUUCACGUUGACUCCUAAAAGUGUGAGAGAGAUGACAUUCCCCGAUGCGCCUCGACCAAUUCCUCGCUCGGACACCACUGACACGACCGACCUUGCCGAGUUCCUGAAGAACACUGGCCCACCGGGAGCCGACCCCCGGGCUUCCGUCUCUUCCAAGGCCACUGGAGAACUGCUCAUUGCAAAGGCGGGUGACUCCCCCAAGCACAUUCCAAUCACUUCACGCAUGAGCUUGUCUCCCACGGACGCUGCUGCUCCUGUACCACCCCGCGAGACCCGUACUGCUAGUACUACUGUCAGCAAGCCACCUGCUCCCACCAGUGCCCCGAGCCCGACUAUCGACUCUCCCAAGUCAGUUCGAACCCAGCCAAGCAUCUCGUCUACCCGGUCAAAUCCCAACCGGCCCAAACUGCAGGCUCGCGCAGCAGAGACACGGGGAUCAGAGACUUCUGAUCUGAUUGAUUUCAUCCGCCAAGGACCGCCGCAGUCUGCCCACCGCAUUCCUCGUACAGUUGCGCCAUUCCGAAACACGAUCGACUCGGAUGAUGUGCAAAUUAACUCCCAAAACAGCUCGCUUGCCAGUACCCGCGAAGGCUCCGGUGCUAACAAGUCCCUUACUUCGUUUGGCUCGCGCACUGGGCUGCUGGAUUCAUCCAACCGUCCCAGCGGUCAGGCCAAGGCGACUGCAUCCACAGGCAUGGCGGAGCCUGCUCAACCCGUACGCAAGCAACGACGUGUUCGGGACCCCUACGCUAUUGAUGACGAUGACGAUGACGAUCUGCUCGAGGAACUGAUACAAGCCAAGCCACCUGCACGCCAGGAGGAGAGUUUGAUUGACUUCCUGCGCAGCGAACCACCACCCGACUUUCAGCAAGCCCAGCCUCAACCACUGAGCAUGCGGCCACCUGCAACGUCCAGCUCGAACGGAUCGGGGGGAAUGAAGUCUCGUCUGAUGUCAGGGAAUGGCCCCUCAUCUAAGAUGUCGAUGAGCUCUAUGCGCUCACUGAACAAUACCCCGCAGUCCAACUAUUCCUUGAAGGUCGGUAUGGAGCGGAACCCUGGGAUCUUGCCAUCCACAUCCAACCGCCAGACCGAGACCAGUGCACUAGCGGACUUCCUCCGGAAUACCGGCCCGCCAGAGCCUGCUCCCCAGAGCGUCAUGACCCCCAAGAUUAAAGAAAGCGGUUUCUCCCGCUUCUUCACACGUCGCAAGAAGGUCGAAGCCUAA
Penicillium pulvis is the source of this 3810-nucleotide messenger RNA. RefSeq lists its product as uncharacterized. Lineage: Eukaryota; Fungi; Ascomycota; Eurotiomycetes; Eurotiales; Aspergillaceae. The record is from RefSeq and is a predicted model, not a curated record. The transcript has a single exon. The coding region runs from base 1 to 3810 and encodes 1269 amino acids.